AUGCGCAUUACCCCCAUCAUUCGCUUACUAUUUUGGUCAUUCAAAGCAUACACACUAUUGAAAGGAUUCCUCCCCAAUUCGACAUCGUCACUCAUUCGCUACUACACGAGGCGAUCGCUGCGGAUCAUCAAAAAGGCAAAAGGUCACAGCCGCCUCCUUCUGCUAGGGCCGAUUACACGGACCUUCACUCCAAAUACUGCUUUCUUUCGCAGAUUCGAAUCCAUCCUUUUUCAACUUACUUUCUAUUCUACAAGCCAAAUUAUUGAAUUCAUACUCGACAUAAUCGACGUUUUCAACAAUCCUAUAGCUACCGAUCCGUCUUCUAUCAGCAUGUCCUUUUGCUGUCGGACCUGUGAUCACAGGAACCAUGCUUUAGCUACCAACACAACAGAGACACUGCUGGAUGUUUGCCUCAUUACCCUCACCUUCCAAACCGAAAUCGUCGAAUCGAACAGACCGAGUUAUGUCGCGCUCAAUACCAUGCUUAACAACAUAACCGAUGCCGCCGAAUCAACAUCACAUCCCACCUUCUUCACAAUGUGGUCACCAUGCCUCUCAGAUCCCAAGACCGCGGUGAUAAUUAGUACAGCAGCAGAAACUCUCCACAGCCCAACUUCGACCAUUUUCGAACCGAUACUACAGUACUUGUCGAAACCCCCAGGCGUUCAGCACAUAUUCCUGGACAGGUCUGUUCUUUCUCUUGCAGCAUCGUCGCCUGAGCAAAGAAUAGCGUCCGACGUUAUGAUAGUUCGGGCGCCAAAUCCAGGCGUGGCAGGCGCAAUAGGCAGGCAAUUUGGAUGGAACCCCAAAAGGUCUGCCUUAUCCUCCCAGGCCGAGAUUGGGGCGCCGGGCGGGAGCUUCAGCCACCCGGGCGAUCUCAUCCGCGACUUUUGGGCAUGGGCAGAAUUGAGCUCGGAAGAUCCCACGUCACCAUCCAGCUCCUCAGCUGGAAGCGGAUGGGAGAGCUCAGGAUCAAGACCGGGCUUGAUAAGCACCAAUUCCGAAGAGAAGAACAUGUCUCUUUUCUGGGCUGAAGAUGAUGAGCGUCGGAAUAUGGAGGAUGAGACACUCGUUAUGAUUUUCCAGUGGAACAGUCAUCUCGACGGAGACCGCUUCAAGCACCCGUUGCAGAGAAGCCUUGGGCAGAAUUCCAGGGAGGUCAGCGACGAUAUGUGGGAUAGGCAUGUGGCGCAUCCUGUGCGGCAGCUCCAAGGGAUUGGCGCAAAGGUGGAGACAUACAAGGUAGACCUGAGAGGCGUCGAGUCUCGGAUAGACUUUGGGAGGUCAUCACUCAGGGAUCGGGUCGCCGGUAGGCGACUGAGCACUAUGGCUUCGGGCCUAGGCGAGAGGGUCACUGGAUUGUGGAAUCGAUAACAGGGAAACCUGGGGAUUCCUAGGCUGUUGUUUCUUUUGUCUGUGCACGAGUAUAUGAUUGUAAUGACACGAUGAUGCAGUGCAGCAGUGGGAUUAAACCGAGGUCGGAAACGCCGCUUUAGGCGGGCAGCGCCAAUGUGAGAUAUGACCAUCGUUCGAUGCAAAUUAGGACAGCACUGUCUUGAU
Messenger RNA from Periconia digitata, 1560 nucleotides. NCBI's taxonomy places the organism in Eukaryota, Fungi, Ascomycota, Dothideomycetes, Pleosporales, Periconiaceae. The record is from the annotation of a GenBank genome assembly.